AUGCCACAAGAAUCCUCCAAGAUUGCCGAUCCCGAUGCGAACGCCGACGUAGCAGCCGAAGCCAUCGCUGAGUCGAGCAAGCAAGCACAGACUGAGUCGGCUGACGAGAGCGGCGACGAUGCGACAGAAACAGCUGAAGGGUCUACCGAGAAGAAGAAGAGCAGGAAGCGCAAGGUCAAGGAUGCGCUGACGGGCAAAGGAAAGGGAGCUGCAGAUGCAUCGGUGGGAGGAGACCUGAGCAAGGACCAGAAGAAGAUACUGCUUGAAUCGAAUCCGGCGCUGAAGAAUGAACUGCAGAGCAAGGCAACCAGCAAAGCCGACCUCGAGCAGAUGAUCAAGAACCUCAGCAUGAACGAGAUGCUCACCGGCCUGGCGCCGCCCAAGAACGCAAAAGACAUGGCCACGCACGCGUUCUGGAAGACACAGCCAGUCCCUAGCUUCGACGAGAUGGCCAACAAGGACAAGAUCAAGGACGGGCCCAUAAAAGAGAUUGAUAUUGAAAAGGUGGACAAGAAUCCCAGUCCAAUGUACCCAGGCUUUGAGUGGGUAACAAUGGACCUGGAGGACGAGAAGCAGCUGGACGAAGUAUAUGAACUGCUGACGAACCACUAUGUCGAAGACAAGGACGCCACCUUCCGCUUCAAAUACUCGCCAUCGUUCCUGAAUUGGGCUCUAAAAGCGCCUGGAUGGAAGAAAGAGUGGCACGUUGGUGUCCGCGCAACCGCAUCUGGAAAGCUUGUUGCCUUCAUCUCUGGUAUCCCUAUUCAACUUCGCGUCCGCGAAAAAGUCCUCAAUUGCUCCGAGGUCAACUUCCUUUGCGUCCACAAGAAGCUGCGCUCCAAGCGCUUAGCUCCUGUUCUGAUAAAAGAAAUUACUCGUCGCUGUUACGUUGAAGGCACUUUCCAGGCUGUGUACACUGUGGGCUCUCUUCUACCUACACCUAUAUCCACCGCUCGUUACUUCCACCGCGCCAUUGACUGGGAAAAGCUGUAUGAUGUUGGCUUCUCUCCACUGCCCCACGGCAGCACGAAAUUGCGCCAAAUUACACGAUACAGAUUGCCAGACGUCACGUCUACACCUGGUCUACGCGUAAUGGAGUCCAAAGAUGUAGACGCAACACUCGACCUCUUGAAGCGCUACCUUGCGCGUAUGGACAUGGCACAAGUAUUCGAUAAAACCGAAUUCGAGCACUGGAUAUGUCCCAAGGAACAACCGAAAGAGCAAGUCGUAUGGAGCUAUGUUGUGGAGGAUCCAGACACCCACAAGAUCACAGACUGCUUCUCCUUCUACAACUUGGAAAGCACAGUAAUAGGAAACAAGAAGCAUAACACCAUCAAGGCGGCUUACCUUUUCUACUAUGGUACUGAGGUGGCGUUCUCCAAAGAGAAGGACAACGCGAAACUGAAGCAACGGCUCAACUUGCUGAUGAAGGAUGCGUUGAUUCUGGCAAAGAAAGCUGAAUUCGACGUCUUCAAUGCGCUGACGCUGCUUGACAACCCCCUCUUCCUCGAGGAGCAAAAGUUUGGCGCUGGUGAUGGUUCAUUACAUUACUACCUGUACAACUACCGCGCCGCACCGAUACCAGGUGGUAUUGAUACCAGAAACCAAUCGAGUGCCAAUCAUAUGGGCGGUAUCGGGUUGGUUAUGUUGUGA
Molecule: messenger RNA, 1653 nt
Organism: Plenodomus lingam JN3
Lineage: Eukaryota; Fungi; Ascomycota; Dothideomycetes; Pleosporales; Leptosphaeriaceae
Biological process (GO): N-terminal peptidyl-glycine N-myristoylation
Cellular component (GO): cytoplasm
Molecular function (GO): glycylpeptide N-tetradecanoyltransferase activity
Source: RefSeq, a predicted model, not a curated record